UUCUCUCGCACAUUUUGCUAUAUGGGGCAGGGACGCCAGCUCCACCGGAAUAUCCCGGAAGCCAUCCCCGUGAUGGAAGAGGACCAAGAGUUGGAAAAAAUGUCUGGAUUGAAGACCUCAAUGGCUGAAGGCGAGAGGAAGACAGCUCUGGAAAUGGUUCAGGCAGCUGGAACAGAUAGACACUGUGUGACAUUUGUUUUGCAUGAGGAGGACCAUACCCUAGUAAAUUCUCUUCAUUACAUGAUCAUGAAGAACCCGGAAGUGGAAUUUUGUGGUUACACUACAACCCAUCCUUCAGAGAGUAAAAUUAAUUUACGAAUUCAGACUCGAGGUGCUCUUCCAGCUGUUGAGCCAUUUCAGAGAGGCCUGAAUGAGCUCCUGAAUGUCUGCCAACAUGUGCUUGACAAGUUUGAGGCCAGCAUAAAGGAAUAUAAGGACCAAAAAGCAAGCAGAAAUGAAUCCACAUUCUAG
Messenger RNA from Myotis davidii, 471 nucleotides. Its product is annotated as DNA-directed RNA polymerases I and III subunit RPAC2-like. Gene Ontology annotation, molecular function: protein dimerization activity; DNA binding; DNA-directed RNA polymerase activity. Gene Ontology annotation, biological process: DNA-templated transcription. The record is from RefSeq and is a predicted model, not a curated record. NCBI's taxonomy places the organism in Eukaryota, Metazoa, Chordata, Mammalia, Chiroptera, Vespertilionidae. Gene Ontology annotation, cellular component: RNA polymerase I complex; RNA polymerase III complex.